Molecule: messenger RNA, 1433 nt
Organism: Corythoichthys intestinalis (scribbled pipefish)
Lineage: Eukaryota; Metazoa; Chordata; Actinopteri; Syngnathiformes; Syngnathidae
Gene: slc25a48
Product: solute carrier family 25 member 48
Exons: 7
Coding region: 163-1131 (322 amino acids)
Biological process (GO): transmembrane transport
Cellular component (GO): mitochondrion
Molecular function (GO): transmembrane transporter activity
Source: RefSeq, a predicted model, not a curated record
CGUGACUUCCAAAUCUUAGGAACACCUGACUGAAAGCUCACCAUUAACUCACAGGCUGCUCUUGACGGCGAUAGACGUCCAAUCCAUUGGUAGAACGCAGUCAGCCCUCCCAAUGGACGUCUAUAGCCGUCAAAGGCACUAAAACGCGAUCAUUCAGGUGAAAUGGAUUGGACGUCUAUCGCCGUCGUUGGCUGCCAAUUGGGAUAUGCAUGGGCAUCCAGCGUGGUAGUGGGACAUCCUCUGGACACUGUCAAGACGCGGCUCCAAGCUGGAAAAGGCUACAAGAGCACCAUGCACUGCAUCGUCACCACCUACAGGAAGGAAGCGGCGGCAGGCUUCUUCAAAGGCAUGUCCUUCCCCGUGGCCACCAUCGCGGCCUACAACUCGCUGGUUUUCGGCUUCUUCAGCAACGCGCAGCGCUCCAUCUGCAAGCGGCGCUAUGGCGACGAGCGCCACCCCGCCGGAUUGGUCGACGUGGCCGCCGCCAGCAUGCUGACCGGCCUGGUGUCGGUGAGCCUCGGCGCCCCCAUCGACCUGGUCAAGAUUCGGCUACAGAUGCAGACCGCUGGCAGGGCAGAAAGUUUCCAGUUGGCGGGCAGCAUGUCAUCUCACGGCGUGACGGCGGCGCCGGCGGGCGCGCGCUCGCUGCACGUGGCCAACAGCGCCGGCGGCGCCAUCAACGUGUACCGCGGGCCCGUCCACUGCAUCAACAGCAUCGUGCAGCGCGAGGGACUCCGGGGUCUGUACCGGGGGGGCGUGGCCAUGCUGCUCAGAGACAUCCCCGGCUACGCGCUCUACUUCGUUCCCUACGCCGUCUUCUGCGACCUCCUCAAAAGCGACGGCGCUACCGCACCGCACCCCUGCGCCAUUUGGUUAGCCGGCGGACUCGCAGGUGCCAUUUCCUGGGUGACGGCCACGCCCGCUGACGUGGUGAAGAGUCGCCUGCAGGCCGACGCCCACCUGCACAGGAAGUACAACGGCGUCCUUCACUGCAUUCUACACAGCUACAAGACUGAAGGCGUACAGGUGUUUUUUCGCGGCGCGUCAGUGAACGCCAUCCGCGGCUUCCCCAUGAGCGCCACCAUGUUCUUGGGCUACGAGCUAUCCUUGCAGUUCUUCCAGCGCUUUUAGCCGUGCACGGCGACGCUUCUUUCUUGUUCAACUUGUAAUUAUCCGACAAGUUACACCUUUUUUUGUGUGUGUCAAUAUCCUUAACUUUUGUCUUGUUACACACAAUGAGUCUUAUUUGAAUGCUUAAUUUUUAUUUCUUUACAAACAAUGUAAUAUACUGUAAAUAGUUUGUGUUUCUUAUAUUAAGAAAAGCUUAUUGUAUUCAUGUAUUCAUGUGAUGUUACUACAUAGACAAUUGCGUUCUGCAAGAAAUCUAUUUUUUGUUUAGUCGCCUCACGCUAUGUUCAUGUGUAAAGUGCCAU